AUGCCCAAGUUCGUGCCGCGACAGCGAAAACACAAGGUUCUGGCCCGUCGCAAGACGCCGGCGAACGAUGCCACCGUCGAUGCCAAUGCGACCGAGAUUUUGCCGCAGGAGGAGCAAGAGCGCGCUCAGAAGAAGGCUGCGCUCAAGGAUGAGCUUACACGGGAGUCGCAGGGCAAGAUGAGCGGCAAGAAGAAGAAGCGUCUCGACAAAUACAUUGACACAAAACUCAAGAAAGAAGAGAACCUCGAACUGCUGAAGAAGCUCGCAUCCCAAAAGGUCGACACCAGCUUAUUCCAAAGCUCCAAGAAGCUCGGCCGAGGAGCAGAUACGAAGAGGGAGGCACUGAGGCGGGCGCUGGCUGAGAGUAGAGCCGGCAUAGACGUGGAAAAGAAUGAGGGCAUGAUUCUUGAGAAGCGCGACUUCAAAGAAGUUGGAGACGACAACUCGGAUGACGACGAUGAACAAGCACCGGUACCUGCUUCGAAAUCAACCGCACGACAAAUCUCCCCACAAACCGCGCAAACCAACGGAUCCUUACGAGAACGAGCGCCAUCACCGCCACCCUCCAAGCCCGAGAUCGACGUCUCCCAACCAGUCACAGGAAUCUUCGCGGCGCCACAGCAGACUGGUGGACUCUUUGGAAGCGGACUGAAGAGACCUCUAGAGGUCGACGAGUCAGGCAAACCCGUCAUACAGGUGCGAAAGCGCCGGAAAGGCCAGAGCAACAAACCUGUCGUGGUCGAAGAAGAGGUAGCAUGGGAAGGCUUCAGCUCGGGUAGCGAGAACAACGAAGAGGACAGUGCGGACGAGUCAGAGGCUUCUGGUGCUGAGUCCGAUGACGCUGGCUCGAAUUCUGCAGAGGAGGUAUCGACUUCAGGAUCCGAAGCAUCAGACGAAUCUAGAGAAUCUGGAGACUCCGAGGACGACAGCGAUGAGGACAGCGACACGAGUCCUGAUGAAGAGAACAAGAUCGCAAAGAAGGAAAGGACAUCAGCUUUCAAAGCCUGGGCGACCCAGCAAAGAAAUGAGCAAGUAGGAUUUACUCCGACAAACCAACUCUCGUACGCACCGAUCCCAGCAAACUUCAAGCCUCGAGCUCCCGAGCAAGAUCCUCUACCACCAGAACUUGAAACGAAAACUGCGACCGAUGGAAUACGGAAGGCCUUCAGUGUCAACGUCGAACGAUCACCGGAGAUACAGGAGUCAAGGCUGCAGCUCCCCAUCGUAGCGGAAGAACAGAAGAUCAUGGAGGCUAUACACAACAAUGACGUGGUAGUAGUUUGGGGUGCCACCGGUAGCGGUAAGACCACGCAGGUGCCCCAGUUCCUCCUAGAGUCUGGAUAUGGAGCGGCCGACGGUCCUACUCCUGGCAUGAUUGGAGUUACGCAACCUCGUCGUGUAGCUGCCGUCAGCAUGGCGAAACGUGUUGGUGAUGAACUUGGCGACCAAAGUACGAAAGUGGCGUACCAGAUCCGAUUUGAUACGUCAACAAGUGCCAAAACCGCUAUCAAGUUCAUGACUGAUGGUGUGUUGCUACGGGAGAUCACCCAAGACUUCGUACUGACAAAGUAUUCCGCAAUUGUCAUCGAUGAGGCUCACGAGCGCAGUGUGAACACAGACAUUCUCAUCGGCAUGCUUAGCAGGAUUGUGGAUCUUCGCGCACAGAUGGUCAAGGAAGACCCGAAGAAUAAGCCUCUGAAGUUGAUUAUUAUGUCUGCUACUCUACGUAUAUCGGACUUCACUGAGAACAAGCGCCUAUUCAGGAGUGAGCCCCCACCACUGAUCAAAGCAGAAGGUCGUCAGUAUACUGUUGUAAACCACUUCUCACGUCGCACUCAACGAGACUAUGUCGAGGAGAUGUAUCGCAAGGUAUGCAGAGGCCAUCGAAAGCUGCCCAAGGGCGGAAUGCUCGUCUUCCUUACUGGUCAGAACGAGAUCUCGCAGCUAGCGAAGCGCCUAAAAGAAGCUUUCCCUUCAACACAGGGGCGGGAGGUGAAGGCUGGCAAAGUCGUGGUCUCUCCGGCAGAGACGCCGCUGGAGGCUGAAGACAUCGAGCUAGGUGGACAGGCCGAAAGCCAGGAUUACCUAGACGAUGACGGUUCGGAUUCAGAAGGCUCCGUGAUCAUGGGUCUUGAUGACGAGGACGACAAAGAAUUCGAAAUUGAGGACGAAAAGCCGGAAGAGACUGUCAUGAACGUACAUGUUCUACCCCUCUACUCACAGUUGCCCACAAACCAGCAACUGCGGGUGUUCGAGCCACCUCCUGAUGGUUCUCGUCUCAUUGUCCUUGCUACGAACGUCGCAGAAACCAGUUUGACGAUACCCGGCAUUCGCUACGUGUUCGACUGCGGAAGAGCCAAGGAGAAGAAAUAUGACCUCAUUACUGGCGUUCAAAGCUUCGAAGUCGGAUGGAUUAGCAAAGCCAGCGCCAACCAGCGAUCUGGUCGUGCGGGCCGUACUGGACCUGGUCACUGUUAUCGCCUGUACUCAUCGGCCGUCUUCGAGAGAGACUUUGAAGAAUACGCAGCUCCGGAGAUCUCACGAACACCGCUGGAGGGCGUGGUGCUGCAGCUGAAGAGCAUGGGUGCACCGGUUGUCAACUUCCCCUUUCCGACAUCACCAGACAGGGAGAGUCUGCAGAAGGCAGAGAACUUGCUCUCGUAUCUAGGAGCAUUGUCUCUGGAUGGCAAGGUCACGAAGCUUGGUCAUGAGCUUUCAUUAUACCCUCUCAAUCCACGAUUUGCUCGUAUGGUCGCGAUGGGUGUUGCGCAGAACCUCGCAGCUGAGACCAUUGCAUUGGUAGCGGCUCUAUCUGUACCGGAACUCAUUGUGCCAGAGAAUAACUUGGGACUACGUGAGCCUAUCAGAGAUCCUGACACCAUUCGUACCGAUCAAGACAACAUCGAAGCCGAAGAGCGCUCCCGGUUGCGCAAAGCCUAUAACGCUGCACAGGCUAAAAUGAGCAUCAAUGCAAAGCAGAGUGACUGCAUCAAGCUCAGCAAUGCGAUCUGUGCCUACGCCUACGAGCCUGAUUCGCACCGGUUUUGCGAAGACAUGUUCCUCAAUCCCAAGUCCAUGAACGAGGCUAGCCAGCUCCGCCACCAGCUCACCAAUAUCGUCCGGGCACAUCGACCUACCGCCAUCGGAGCGUACAACGCAAAGCUUCCAGCACCUUCGGAGCGAAACAUCAAUCUGCUUACCCAGAUAUGCGCGGCAGGCUUCAUCGAUCAGAUUGCCAUGCGCGCUGACCUUGCUCCUGUGCCCCCCGAGCUCCCGAGGAAGCCCAAGACUGCGAUCGAUGUGCCUUACGUUACUCUGUUCUCGUCACAAUCGGAGCGUUCAGACGAUCCGCACGCCAACUAUGUGUUUCUACAUCCCUCUUCUAUACUUGCACGUACACCGCCAGCAAAGAUGCCGGGAUACAUAAUCUACUCGCAUCUCCAACGCGCGGCAACAUCCACCAUCACUGGUAGUCGGACACCGAAGACCCGCAUGCAUCCUCUUACUCCUGUUACGAGGCCGCAGAUUAUCAACAUUGCACUUAACACACCGUUACUACAAGCGAGUAAGCCAAAAGGCAAGAUUGUAGAGCUGACCAAGGAUAAGCGGGAGUGCGAGGUUGAAAUGAGCCUCAUGGGCGAGAAGGGCAGCCAAGGAUGGGGGCUCGGCGUUAGGAAGGUUGUACAAAGGAAAGAGCCUGGCGGACGAUACGUUAUUGAGCGGAUACUCGGUUGA
This is a messenger RNA of Alternaria atra, 3735 nucleotides long. RefSeq lists its product as uncharacterized. The transcript has 2 exons. Gene Ontology annotation, molecular function: RNA binding; ATP binding. Gene Ontology annotation, biological process: maturation of SSU-rRNA from tricistronic rRNA transcript (SSU-rRNA, 5.8S rRNA, LSU-rRNA). The coding region runs from base 1 to 3735 and encodes 1244 amino acids. NCBI's taxonomy places the organism in Eukaryota, Fungi, Ascomycota, Dothideomycetes, Pleosporales, Pleosporaceae. Gene Ontology annotation, cellular component: nucleolus; intracellular anatomical structure. The record is from RefSeq and is a predicted model, not a curated record.